Molecule: messenger RNA, 1814 nt
Organism: Symsagittifera roscoffensis
Lineage: Eukaryota; Metazoa; Xenacoelomorpha; Acoela; Convolutidae
Exons: 3
Coding region: 180-1799 (539 amino acids)
Biological process (GO): signal transduction
Source: RefSeq, a predicted model, not a curated record
UGCUGACAAAUAUACAUUAAAUUGUUACUAAGACUGUUUCAAAAUCUUGAGGUUACAGCAAUCAUCAUAUUCACAAAAUCCUGAUUAAGAAAACACUUAUUUGUUUUUGCAAAACAAUCAAAAAUCUUUAGAGGAAGUUUGAAACCAAUGUUUGAUUAACAAGCAGAAUCCGAAAAACAAUGAUUAAACUGCACUUACGGAGCUACCAACGCGAGGAUUUGGUUUCCCAAGCCAAGUUUGAGGAUGACCUAGAUGCUGUUCCUGAGUCGUGCAAAAGUUGGGGGAAAAUCAAGAAAAUUGUCACUUCUUACUUUUGCCAUGUCAAAGAAUACGACUUGAACCGAUUCGAUUUGAAGACCAAAUUGCUAUUUUUGAAUCGAAUUGCUGAUUAUCUCGAGAAGCAUAAGGACAACGAAAUCAAAUUUUGGCAACUUUUGAACCGACUGGCGCUAGUUGAAUUAAUAUAUGGGUACAUGCUUAACCAGAAGGAGAGCUAUUUUGCAGAACCGAUGCACUCGAACUUAAAUGAGCUCUAUGGGUUGCUAAUCAACGGUUCGGAAAGAUGCAAGGAAAUCCGAGACAAGAUUAUAACUAUGGGUCUCCAUAGGUUCAUUAUACGAGACAUGGAGCAUCCCUCGAUCCAGGGUCGUGUUCUGAAAUACAACGGGAACCGAAGUUCAUUUGAACUUACACGUUGCGAUGAAGCUCUCGACACGCUGUUUACAGUUAUCUACAAUGUUCUACGCUACAACCCAGAUUCGCAGAAGACGAUUCGUAACGAAGGCAUCUGUCGGAUCUGCAUGUUGUACCUCGGAAGUGCGUUCAAUAUCCCAGGAGUGAAAGCGAUUGCUCUUUUAGUGUUGUCUUUAUCAGCUGAUUUGGACUCAGAACAGGAAAUAGUUCAAGCCACGGAAUGUAACAUCAAGUACGUAGUUUGCAACCUUCUUGAAAACGCGGUCAAAACAGCCUCAAGGCGAAAUGAAGAAGGCUAUACAGUCGAAGAACUACUAGACUGCUUAACACGACUCGCCAAAAACCGAAACAAUGCCACCGAGUUGUUAAAAUGCAACAUUGUUAAAAUAUGCUGCAAAAUUCUCAACGAGGACUCGGAAGAGCUAGAAGUAAAAAGAAGUCUUUGUCUAAUUUGGUCGCUGAGCUUCCUCGACGAAGGUCAAAAAUCUCUGAAAAAGCAUGAAAUGAUUUUGGAAAAGAUUAAAAGCUUGAUCGAGAGUGAAAACACUGAUAUUUCAAGCGCUGCUAAAGGUAUUUUGUGGGAACUAGGGCUGAUCGAAUGUUCGAGAUGUGAAGAAAGCUCCGAAGAGGUCAACAACAACCAGUUGGACGAUGAUGCUUCGACUCAUGUUAUGAUAAGUUACUGCUGGAAACAACAACCAAUCGCUUUGAAGUUGUUUGAGAGAUUGAAGAACAAUGGUAAAAAGGUGUGGAUCGAUAUUGAAAAAAUGGAGGGCGAUUCGUUGGAAAAAAUGGCGGAUGCAGUCGAAAAUUCAGAAUUCGUUGUUUGCUGUUUUUCAGAAGAUUACAGCAAUAGCCAAGCCUGUAGGUCAGAAGCGACUUAUGCUUACAAGCAGAAGAAAAAUAUCGCAUUUGUGAAAACGCAACCUGAUUUUGAACCCAAAGGGUGGCUGGGAUUAAUUUUGGGAGCUGAAAUUUAUUACCAGUUGUGCAGUGAUUCGGAGUUUGAGACAAAUUUUCCAAAAUUGAUAAGAUUUAUUGAAGGAAAAAACACGAGUUUUGAAAAUAAUGACGAAACGGAUUCGGCUAAAGGGAUCUAUUUUUGAAAAAAUAAAUACAUU